AUGGAGAAUAUAUCUGAAGUGAAUGAAUUCAUCCUCAUGGGAUUAACAGAUAAUCCAGACCUUCAGGUUCCUCUCUUCUCUAUGUUCACCCUUAUUUAUCUCAUCACACUAGUAGGAAACCUGGGGAUGGUAGCUCUGAUCUCCUGGGAUUCCCAACUCCACACUCCCAUGUACUUUUUCCUCAGUAACCUCUCUCUGGUAGACUUUGGGUAUUCCUCAGCUAUUACUCCCAAAGUGAUGGCUGGGCUCCUCACUGGGGACAAGGUCAUUUCCUAUUAUGGAUGUGCUGCACAAUGGUUCUUCUUUGGGGCCUUUGCUACAGCUGAAAGUUUCCUCUUGGCUUCCAUGUCCUAUGAUCGCCAUGCAGCUGUGUGUAAGCCCUUACAUUACACUACUACCAUGACUUCAACAGUGUGUGCAUCUCUGGCCAGUGGUGUCCACAUCUGUAGCUUUUUGGCCUCCUCUAUACUCACAGGAAACGUAUUUAGCCUUUCCUUUUGUAGUUCAAACAUAGUCCAUCACUUUUUCUGUGAUGUUCCGCCUCUCCUAGCUCUCUCUUGCUCUGAUACUCACAUCAUUGAGUUACUAGUAUAUAUCUUAGGGUCAUUCACUAUGUUUUUCCCAUUUCUUGUCAUCUUUACUUCUUAUUUGCUAAUCUUUAUCACUAUCUUGAAGAUGCAUUCUGCCGAAGGCCGCCAGAAAGCCUUCUCGACUUGUGCUUCCCAUCUCGUAGCAGUGUCUAUAUUUUACGGGACAAUCAUGUUCAUGUACUUUCAGCCUAGUUCAAACCACUCAAUGGACUCAGAUAAAAUUGCAUCAGUGUUCUACACCAUGGUCAUCCCCAUGUUGAAUCCUAUAGUCUAUAGUCUUAGGAAUAAAGAUGUCAAGAAUGCUUUUAAGAAAGCUGUGAGGGGACAAAGACUUCAAAAGAAUCAUUUUUCUUAG
Sarcophilus harrisii (Tasmanian devil) is the source of this 945-nucleotide messenger RNA. Its product is annotated as olfactory receptor 5B2-like. Gene Ontology annotation, biological process: sensory perception of smell; G protein-coupled receptor signaling pathway. Gene Ontology annotation, molecular function: G protein-coupled receptor activity; olfactory receptor activity; odorant binding. NCBI's taxonomy places the organism in Eukaryota, Metazoa, Chordata, Mammalia, Dasyuromorphia, Dasyuridae. Gene Ontology annotation, cellular component: membrane. The transcript has a single exon. The coding region runs from base 1 to 945 and encodes 314 amino acids. The record is from RefSeq and is a predicted model, not a curated record.